This is a messenger RNA of Monoraphidium neglectum, 2472 nucleotides long. RefSeq lists its product as hypothetical. Gene Ontology annotation, molecular function: transcription cis-regulatory region binding. Gene Ontology annotation, cellular component: nucleus. Lineage: Eukaryota; Viridiplantae; Chlorophyta; Chlorophyceae; Sphaeropleales; Selenastraceae. The record is from RefSeq and is a predicted model, not a curated record. Bases 1 to 2472 code for a protein of 823 amino acids. The transcript has 5 exons. Gene Ontology annotation, biological process: regulation of transcription by RNA polymerase II.
AUGCCCACGUGCACACCGCAGUCCAUGGUUGACGACGCGAUGCGCCAGCUGUGCUCCAUGUUCCCGAAAGAGCUCGGCGGCGACGAGGCUGCAAAGCGCCUGGUGAAGCAGCUCGCCAGUGCGGCGGAGAUGAAGCAGGGGGAUGCCGAAUGCGAAAAGUCGACCGCUGGGCUGCUGCUAGAGCUGUGGAGCAGGGCGUUCCCUCCUGAGCAGCCGUCCACAUGCGCUAGUGCCGCGGCGGCGCUCGACGCGUUGCCGGCGGGCGUCCGCGGCGCGCUGCUGCGGGCCGCGACUGCCGCGGCAGCAGCCGCGCUGCCGGGCGGCGCGGCCGCGCUGCGUGGGCUGCUGGAGGCGGCGGCGCCCGCGGCGCUGCAGGACGGCGGGUGGACGGUCUCGUUUGGGGACGCGUUGGCAGCGCUGCGAGCGCUGGAGCGGGCGGGUUGGUCCUGGAACCGCCUGAGUGAGUCGACGCCGGCGCUCCUCGCCGCCCUCCGCGACGGCUGCGGCCAUGCGGGCCCCGACGGCGCCGCAGCCGCACUGGGGGUGCUGGCGCGGGCGGGGGCAGGCUGGGGGGAUGCAGACCUGCGCGCGGCGGCGCGGCCGCUGCUCGCCGCGCUGCGGGGCGCCGUAGCUUCCGCCUCCCAAGCGGCACUUGUGGAGGGGAUCUGGGCGAUGGCCUCUUUCGGGGGCCGAGCGGCGUGGGCGCAGCGCGAGACCGCUGACGUGGCGGCGCUGCUGGCGGCGCUGAGGGGCACGCUGAUCUACGUGCCGCCGCGCUACGACCGCGGCGGCGACGACCGCGGCGUCGCAUGGGGCGGCCAGGGCGGGGGCGACGGCCCCCUCACCGCGCGCCAGGUCGCGCGCGCCGUGUGGGCGGCUGGCAAGCUGGACGCCGACCUGGCACCGCUGCAGCUCGCGGCGCUGCUGGCGCCGCUGCGGCGCACGCAGCUCGCGGCGCGCGCGCGGUUGAGCGCAGAGGAACUGACGGGGGUUAUCGUCGCCUGCUCCAAGGUCACAGGCCCGCAGCUCGAGCUGGUCGCGUUGCGGCGCGAGGCGCUGAACCUCGUCGUCGUCGCCGGGGACGCGGCCGCGUUCCGAGGUUACCCAGAUCACGCGGCAGACGCACUGCACGCGAUCGGCAUGCUGGGCGUGCUCCCGCGGCGCUUUGUGCUUGAACUGCUGGACGGGUUGAUGGCGGACGGCGCGAGCCCCGGGGAUGGCGCCGCUCCAGGGGUGGCGGCGGAAUCAGGCUCAGCGGCGGGGCCGUCCGCAGCGCUGCCGCGCCUGACGCCCCGGCAGCUUGAACUGGCGGCCGCGGCGGCCGCGAUGCUGCUGCUCCCGCGGGAGGCGCGCGCCCCUGUGGAGCGCCUGGUGCGGGAGCUGCGCUCGCGGCUGCCACCGGACGCAGCUGGCGGCUGCUGGCGCGAGAGGGAGGGCCCUGGAAACGACGGCCCCCGCGUCACCGCAGUGGAGGCGAUCGUGGCAGCUUGGGCGGCCUCCACCGCAGACCAGCGCCAGCUGGCCGAUGACGUCACCGUGAUGUGCGCGCACGCCGCGCGCUGCGGCCCAUGGCGGACGCUGAAGCCGUCCAUGCUGUCUCAGGUGUGGCAAGUGCACAUGUGGCUCGUGGACGUCCGCGCUCAGCAGGCCGCCGUAGGCGCCGCCGCCAGCCCUGACGCCGCCGCGCCCUCCGCCGGCGGCCUGCACGGCGCCCUGGCGCCCGCCGCCCUGCAAGCCUGCCGGCAGGCGUGGCUCGAGGGCGCGCGCGACGCAACGACGUCAUACCUUCAGCUGCAGGUCUUCGAUUUGCUGAAAUCCAUGACUGACGUCGUCACAGCCUGCCAGCUGGAGGCGCCCAUGGGCGCCGGCGGGUAUCGCUCCGUCGACAUAGCCGCGACGCACCGCAAGACGGGGCGGCGCGUGGCAAUUGAGGUCGACGGCCCCUCCCACUGGCUGUGCGCGUGCAGCACGAAGAGCAAUAAACACGCGUCCGCAACGAUGACGGACAAUUGGCUGGCGCGCGGGGAGACGGCGGCGCGGGACAGGGCGCUGGCGGCUGCAGGGUGUGCCGUGGUCAGCGUGCCGUUUUGGUCGUGGAACGCCUGCGGACAGACCAAGGCGGGCAAGAAGCAAGUGGCUGCCCAGGCUGCAAAGCGGCGGCGGCUGGAGCUGAACACUCAGCAGCGGGUGCCGCGUCGGCAGCAGGAGGAGCCGGAGCAGCAGCAGCAGCAGCAGCAGCAGCAGCAGCAGCAGCAGCAGCAGCAGCAGCAGCACCAGCAGUUGCUGACGCAGGAGCAGCCAAGGAAGCUGACUAAGGGGCAGAGGAAGCUGGCAACGCUCCAGAAGCUGACUACGGAGGAGGCUCACAGGAAGUACGAAGCCUUCAUCAAGAAGCAGAAGCAGGCCAGGCUGAAGCAGGCCUUACUGCCGCAGCAGGAGGUGCUACUCCUGAGCAGCACCUGUAUCCGGUAA